AUGCAUGGGGUUGACGUGCAGGACUUUGGUUGGUCUUAUACGGAGGAACCACAUGCAAGCAGACGAAAUGAGAUAAUCCAAAAGUAUCCGGAAAUCAAGAAAUAUUUUGGUAUUGAUCCAUCAUUCAAAUAUGUCGUAUUGGCAAUGGUUUUAGCACAAUUUAGCAUUGCUUGGCUUUUGCGAGAUUCAGACUGGUUAUUGAUUUGUUUGCAAGCAUAUUGUACUGGUGGUACUAUUGGACAUUCACUUACAUUGGCUGUUCAUGAAAUAUCACAUAAUAUGGCAUUUGGUUGUGCUCAUCCUCUUGCAAACCGCUUGUUUGGAUUUAUUGCUAAUCUACCGAUGAUGGUGCCUAUGUCGGUUUCUUUUAAGAAGUAUCAUUUGGAGCACCAUCGUUACAUGGGUGAACAAGUGUUAGAUACUGACAUACCGACAAAUUUCGAAGCACGAUACUUCCGUCGUACUUUGGGGAAAUUGUUAUGGGUCUUUCUCCAACCAUUCUUUUAUGCUUCCAGACCAUUUCUUAUUUAUCCCAAAGCUGUCACAGAUUUAGAAAUCUUAAAUGCGCUACUUCAAAUUUUUACUGAUUAUGUCGUAAUCAGUUUUUUCGGUUGGAAAGCCUUUGCAUAUCUGUUAGGCGGGUUUUUUGUUGGAUCAGGUAUUCAUCCACUUGCUAGUCAUUAUAUUUCUGAUCAUUAUGUCUUUAAUCCUGGUCAAGAAACGUACAGUUAUUAUGGACCGAUAAAUUUAGUAACAUUCAACGUUGGUUAUCACAUUGAACAUCAUGAUUUUCCAUAUGUAUGUGGCAGUAACCUUCCUAAGAUUAGUGCUCUAGCUCCUGAAUACUACAAAGAUUAUAUGGUGCAUUCAAGUUGGAUUUACAUGAUGUACGAUUUCAUCACAAAUCCAAAAAUGUCCUUGCAUUCCCGAACCAAGAGAAAGAUGGCAAAACCAACAGAUGUGCACUUUUUCGACACUGGGCCAAAUACUUCCUGUUUCAUUUAUAAGUUCUUCUCAUCUUUACUUCGAGGAAGAUUGUUUGUCGUCAAGAAUAAAAAGAGCUGA
Messenger RNA from Brugia malayi, 1065 nucleotides. RefSeq names its product Fatty acid desaturase family protein. The record is from RefSeq and is a predicted model, not a curated record. The transcript is spliced from 9 exons. The coding region runs from base 1 to 1065 and encodes 354 amino acids. Gene Ontology annotation, biological process: ceramide biosynthetic process. NCBI's taxonomy places the organism in Eukaryota, Metazoa, Nematoda, Chromadorea, Rhabditida, Onchocercidae. Gene Ontology annotation, molecular function: sphingolipid delta-4 desaturase activity. Gene Ontology annotation, cellular component: membrane.